AUGGCGGUUCGUACGACUCGAGGAGCGUUAGGAUUCACCUCCAGUAGCUUGGCGAAGUCAUACGAGGGAAGCGUCGAGGCAGUCAACUUCUUGGUAGAGCGCGGCUUCUUAGCGGAUGACUUGGUGGCAGUGUUGUCAGCGCUAGCCUUCCGUUUAGAGGUCUUCUUGGAGGACGUCGCGGGUUUCUUGGCUGAAGACUUCGUAGACAGCGUGGCCGCGGGUGCUGCACUUGGAACGCCGAGCGCGGCUAAACAAAAUCACUACCGGACCCUGCAGGCUGACGCUCGCCUUGCCUUGGAUAAUGUCGUCAACGAGUUGAUCGAGGUGUUGGACACCCGUGGACAUGCCGUUAACCCCGAGAUGCGUGCACAGCUCGUCCCAGUGUUGCCGCUUGAGGGCAUUAGCGUCGUCGGAGGAAGGGCCCUGCUCUUCGCGAUCGAUAGCGGCGUUGAGAAAAGCGCGGAACCGCUUCAACUCGGCGGCCGUGAAUCGAGUCGUCAUGGCGGAAGCACUAGGGGCGGAGACUCCAACUGGGAAGGGACGUUGAAGUGGAACGCGAUGAAGGGAAUCAACCCUGGCCGAGUAGAUGCCAGGUGGGACAUGUGCCCUACCAGUGGACGACGGUUGGAGGUUCACUACGGGAACUGGCAGACGAUGGAGAGGUGGCUAACAUGGGCUGGAGCCGCAGAGCUAAGGGAGGUAGCAGGAACGACAAACCACUGGGCACUCGUUAGUAGUGUCGUCGCUGGCAUCAUAGUGUGGGUGGUGACCACGCCGCUGAGGAAUGUCUCGUGGGCGUUCCUAGACAGCGUCGUUGACAGCGGGAGGGCAAUCUACUUCUUCGUGUACACCUGUGGCGAUAGAUACCUCGAAGCAGCGCGGAACGGUAAUGCUUUAGCACUACCUCCUCUCGAGUGUGCGUGUUCUCUGAUCUCGUUGGCGUUCCUGAUUCCUAUCGCAGUGCUGUGA
Messenger RNA from Phytophthora nicotianae INRA-310, 969 nucleotides. RefSeq lists its product as hypothetical. Bases 1 to 969 code for a protein of 322 amino acids. The transcript is spliced from 2 exons. NCBI's taxonomy places the organism in Eukaryota, Oomycota, Peronosporomycetes, Peronosporales, Peronosporaceae. The record is from RefSeq and is a predicted model, not a curated record.